CGUAUUCAGGCAGCUGUUGUCCUUUACGGUUCGCGCUCACUUAGCUGCUCUACGCACGAAGAUUAUGUACUAAAGUACAGAAGUAAUACUGCUGCGAAUCCAUUCUGUACGACUUAACCGAGUAAGUGAACUUUUCGCAUUAUUUAUUUCUAUAGCUAUAAAUCAUAUAUUUACCAUAAUAUACAGUUUGUGCCUAUGCGGCUGUUUACGAUACGCGCAUCAAAAAUAUUAUUCAUACAUUUACAAAUCAUUAUUAAUAGUAAAUGAAGUAAUAUACUUGAAUAAUAUAAUUAUUUAUAAUGUCUCAUAAUAAUAAAAGCUAUAGAUCGAUUAUAUUUAUUAUACAUAGAUAUAGUUUUGAAAAUUAUAAUUACUCGUCGAAAUUUGAAUAAGUAUAAAUGACCAACAUUCUAAUAAUAUAAUAUUAUAAACCUAAUGAUUGUUAUAUUUGUAGAAUACAUUUAUUAUUACUUCCUGUACGGUUUAAAGUUGAUUUUUUUCCCACUCUAUAUGAAAAAAAUAUUUAUCCAAAUCGAAAUGUAUAUACGUCUAUUAAUAUUGAAAUUAUUAUUUAUUUAUUUAUAAAAUAGAAAUAAUUAUUAAUUAUGUACAUACAUAAAAAUUAACCAAGCUACCUAUGUCCUAAAUAGGUAUUUACAGCGGUGGAUCUAAGAAUUAAAAAAAGGGAGUCCAAAAAACCAUUCACUUUUCAUAUGCGUUAAAAAUAGAUGUUUAAUAUAAGUUAUAAUUUAUUUAUAAUUUAGUAUAAGUCUUAUUUUUAAAGUACAUGCAAGUUCUAAGAGAGACGGGAAGGUAUCAUUUGUAUCCGCUCCUGGAUACAUUCAUAAAAUAUAAAAUUAAAAUAAUUACAAACAUGAAACGAUAAAUCGUAUUAUAAUUACCUACCUUUCUAUUUCUAAUCUGUUUCAAAGUUCCUUCUCAUUCAUCUCGCUCUACUGCCAUCUUCUAUGUCUCGCACGCCACCACUAAAAGCGUGUGCACGGGGGGUUCCGGGUGUACCUGGUCACCCCCCGACUUAUAAUUGGAGCCCUAAAAUUUAAGUCUUCUAAAAUAUAUAUAUUGGUCCGUAUUUAACUGAUGUUACUAUAGAAUAAAAAUGUAAUUUUAAUGUAAUAACUAUCAUUUUAGAAAAGUUUACAAAAAUUUCAUCAGGCACUUUGAUUGCUGAAAUCAAAAUUUUCAAGAACUCAACAGGCAAUAAUAUAUUCCUAAAGAAACUACUAAUGAAUCUGUGUUUUUUUGGCUGUAUAGAUUAAAAGACUCGCAGUAGAUAUAAUAUAUUAGCUGUUUUUUAAAAUACUACAAAUUUUUAGCAUUGUACCCAUUACUAUAGUUGUUCGUGCGAACAGAUAUUUUUGAAAUUAAAUAUUGUGAAAAGUAAAUAUUAAGAAGUACCAAGGCCCAAGACCGUUUUGAAUUAUUAAUUUUACUUUUCACAGAACAAGAAAUUGCCUCUAAUGUUGAAGUAGAUAACGUUAUUAAUUAAUUUAAUAAUUCAAACAAUAUAAGCACAAGUUAUUAUACAACAUUCAUAAUUGAUCUCUGAGAAUAUUAAAUAAAACAUUGUAAUUUAUGUUUAUUCGUACAUUAAAAUGUAUUAAAAUAUGUACAUGUCUUAUUAGGGCCCAACAAUAUUAUAGUCACCCCCCGAAAUUCAGGUCUAAGUAAGCUUAUGGCCACAACCAAUUACAUGGCUAAUGAGCCUCUAAGACAUUUAAUGUCAACUGCCAAUGCGGAUUCUGCCUUUAAUGACUUAUUGACCUAAUUAUGUGUGAUUUCUUACAUCUUAUUAUAACUUAUAAGCUAUUAUAAUUUUAUGAAUUAAUUUUUUGUAUUGACUUCUGUUAUCUCAAAUGUUUAAUGUUGUAUGUUCAAAAAGGCCCAGCCCGUAUAAUUAAAAUAAAAUAAUGGUAUUAUUAUGAAUAUAUAAUAUUGCAUGGCUUAAAAAAAUGUAAUUCGUAAUUUCCAAAAACUAAACAAAUUUAUAAAAAUAUUGACAAGAAAUCAAAUCAAUUUUAAGUACUUAUAAAGAAAUUAUAUGUAUGUCUUAUUGUGCAUUUUGUUUAUGUACCUAAAUUUAUAAAUCACAAUGUUCGAUUUAUAAAAACUAUUGUCUUAUAUGCCUAAUAUAAUAUAUUAGUAAUUUGUUUGUAUUUAUAAAGAUAUCUUUAUACUUUUAAGUUUAAUUUUAAUUUUAUAUUUUAUGGUUCCCAUACAUAAUAACAGCGACGGAUUCAGAAAUUGUUUAUAUUAUUCUAUUAUUUAUAUUUUCAGUAAAUUAACUGUAAAUUAUAUAUUAAAUUAAUAUAAAAUAUAUAAGUGAAAAUUGUAGUCUAUCGAUAGGGAGGCAUGUGUCCCUGUCAAUAGUUUCUAGAAAUAAUUUCUAAAAUCUUUUAUUUUUAAUGAAUGAAUUAAUUCCAAAUACUGCGGCGAGAAAACUUUAUUAAUAUUACUGUAACGGAAUCAAAGUAUUAAUCAUUCUUUAAAAUAACAAAAGAUAACAAUAACAAUAAUAACGGUUUAACAAACUUUUUAAGUAUUUGAUACUUUUCGGAAAAAUGUACGGAAAAAUAUUGUAUAUAUAGGUGUGCCUCGAUGACCUGCCACUUGAAAUAACUUUUGUUAUGUAUUUUUUUUAAAUAAUUACAUAAUAUGUUUCUGCGAUACAGUUUAAAAUGAACAUUUUCUUUAGGGGGAAGGGGAAUUAAAAUUAAAAAUUUUAAUAUAAUUUUUUUAAAAGAAUUUAAAAUAGCCAUUUUGUAAAAUAGAUUUUUAGAAAAUUUUAGGCGGUUGAAACCUUUGCUGAAGUAACGUUUCUUAUUUUUUACGAUUUUUCGAUAGUUUGAAUAAUUGUCCUUUCAAUCAUAAAAAUAUGGUUUAUCAACAUAAAUGACUAUUAUUGAUUGAUUGAUCCUACCUAAUAAAAUUGAUUACUUGAAUGAAAUUUUGAUAGUGGCAAAUCAUCGUGGGACACUGUAUAAUAUUUAGUUAACAUUUAUAAUAGAAUUUGUUUUCCUGGUUACGUUUUAAUUUCUCAAUCAACGGCCAUCUGCUAUACAACACUAAUUUUUCAUGAUUUUACAACUAAUGCAUAUAUAUAUAUAUAUACAAAUCUCUUAUCAUAAUGUUUUUGCAUUAUCUCCGAUAAUUCUUAUCCCUUCUCGCUUCUGUUACUUUCUGUAUGAUUGUUUUGCCUUCCAGGUUUACAUUCUUUAGCUUUUCGGUAUUACACACGGAUAACUAAUAUUUAGUCACGUUUUUUUAGUUUUAUAUAUAGGUACUGGAUAUAAAACUGUACGGGGGAAUAAUGGGUUAGUACAUAGUUAUAAUAAUAAUAAUAAUAAUAAUAUUUUCGAUACAAAUAUCUUGUAAGUCAACAUAAGUAUACUUUUCAUUCUGUUGUAAUAAUUUUAGUCGGAUAUAGGUGGGGGGGGGGUGUAAUGCGUGGGGAUGGUAGUGCGAGAAGUUUGACGGGACAAAUGGGAAGAAGAGUCCCGCAGGACCAAACGUGAUGCUUUGACAUGCCGUGUCCGUCGCGGGGAAAACUGAUUAAAUAGAACGGCGACGAUACCGCACGUAUAUUAUAUGACGUGUGAACGGGUAACGACGAUAAGCAUGGACACGCGCUACGGAUCCUUUUGCGGGACACGGGACGGCGUUUUAUUAUUGUAAACAAUUCAUCCGUGCGAACGACUGCAGGGGCGCGCGGUGACGCACACGCAUGCCGUCGGGUUUAACACGGGAUUACGGUGGUAAUACCAAUAAUAAUAAUAUAACAACAAUGUGCCGCAGUAUUAUUAUUAUUUUCGUGUGCGGCCAUCUCGAAAAGUCGACGAGUCCCGCGAUGAUAAAGGCGCCUCUUGGGAGACGUGUGCGCCGUCGCCGUCGCCGCCGCCGCCUCCGUACACGGGCGCCAAUGAUACGGUCCGGGGCGCACUGCGUGCACGCGCACACUCGGGGAUUUGGCCGCGGGUCAACCGGACCGUGGCCGCCGCGGACGCGUUCGCGUGUUAUUCACGCACACUUAACGGCGCCACCGUCGCCGCAUAUGACCCAAAUGUUUGUUUUGCACAACGGUUGAACUCAUAAUAUACAAAAUGUAUUAAAAAACAAUAGCGCAUCUUGUUGGCGCGAAUGUCUUCCGUAAUGCGCGGGAGAGACUUUAAAAAUAUUAUUUUCGUUCGCACAAAAUAACUAUCGAUUAAAUAUUAUAAUAAUAUUAUGCACGUACUUAAUAUUUAUAUAGUAAUAACUUUACGAGUAUUUUAAAUCAUUUUAUUAUAUAGUUUUAUUUCGGAGUAUUAUGGCAAAGACCAGACCACGUAGCCAGACAUUUUCGAUGGGGGUUGUUAUGAAAAAAUGCAACAGUAUAUCAAUACCGUUAUUUAAUAUCUUAAACAGGCUUAGGGAAAUGCACCGAAAUAGAUAACAAUAUAUUCUUAUCUAUUUCGAUGGGAAAAUGGUAAUUUAGUUAUUGUCAAUUAUAUCAAUAGACAAUAACCGUAAUUAACAAAUAACUAUAAAACAAUAUUGCAGUUAUUUCGUGAUAUCAAUAAUCAAUCUUUGACUUCAUAAUUAUUUUUAUAAAAUACGAACAUUGUUAAGAAAUUAAUGUACAUAUAGUUAUGUAUGGCCAUAAUGUAAAAUAAUUUGUUUUUCAACAUUUUAUUAUAUAUAUCUAAUAAAUAAACACGACCAAACAGGAGUUGUUACACCCCUCUCCCCAACACUCUACGCCACCGGAAGAAACCAUUAUAGUUUUACUAGGAUGUGGUUUUUUUCUGAUUAGUAAAAAUCCUUUUAGUUUCUUAGUAAUUUUACUUUAAAAGAAGUGAAUUUUUUGGCCGGUGAUAUUUUAUAUUGAAAAAUGUCGCUAAAUUACCGACAGUUUUUCUUAAUAACUACAAAAGCUGAUAACAAAACAUCAAUUUUAUUUCUGUUGAUUUCAUGGCUUCAAUAAGAGAAAAAGUUUAAUAUGAUCUUGAUUAUAAUGUUGUAAAACCUAACCUAACCAGAUUACUGCAUGGUUCCGCUCAGAACAAUAUUUUGACUGUAAUAACAAGUAAUCAUUGCUAUUUGCUAUAUGAACUAAAAAUUACCUUACUUCGUAUACCAUCCAAACUUAUGUCCGGCUAAUGUCCGCUAUUCAUAGCGGAUACCCAAAUUACAAAAUAAAAUGUGAACAAAAGAUUCAUCGCGUAUAAUUAAUUAAUUUUUUUUUUCUAGAUGAAUUACUAUAAUAAGAAAAGUAUUAUAAAAUGAAGAACUUUUAAAAUCAUCAUCAGUUCAUUAUUUAAAACAAGAAAAGAAAAAUUGUUAAAGUAUAAUCAAAACACAAAUACAUCUCGCAUACGUGUUAACACUAUAAUGCCGCAUACGGGUAAGUGAUAUCAAUAGUCUAUUAUAAUAAAUUUUAAAUUCGUAUGGUGUAGCUUUUUUUGCUAUAUCUGUAUUUAUAUGUGUAUAUAUAAUACAAUAUAAUACUCGUAUGGUCGUGUUUUUAUAGAUUCAAAAACUACUCGACCGAUUUCAUUGAAAACUUCUCAGUUUGUUCUUUUUAAUUCCAGGAUUAAUUUGAAUGAGAAAUUCAACCCCUAAAGUGAAACUCGCAGGAAAUUUGUUCUUAAAAUACGAUAAUUGCAUUUUUUUUUUGUUUUGUUCAUUUCUGGUAUCUAUUAUUUACACGGGAAAAAACAUUGUUAUGGUAAUUAAUAACAUCAAUAUCAAUGAAAUAUAGGUUUUAAUUUGUUUUUCGUUUACUACACGGGCAAAGCACGAGGGCAUUUGUAUACAUUUGUUUACGAAGAUGUUUUUUUCUCGGAAAAUAUUUAUUCGAUUAAUAACCUUUAAACUUUUCUUGCCAUAGAUCAAAAGAUACAAAUUUUCGGACUGAUGGUACUCUAUUUACUUCAAUAGAUUCUCGAUAGUUUUUCUAAAAAGUUAUAAAAACUAAAAAUAAAUGACGGUACGUCUGUUUUAUUUUUAUUAAUUUCCGGAUCGCCUUGACUACAAGGGGAAAAAGUUGAUACUGCUGAUUGGUGAGCCAUUGUUGUUGGAGGAAGUAGGGAAGGUAGGAUACUUACAGUUAUUUAUUUUAUAUCUACAAGCCAUUGCAAACGAAAUACGAUUCAGAACGAAGUUCAGUUAUACAUGUUUUGAAAUUCCAUGAUUCGUGAUAAUAUGAUCUUAAAACGAAAAUAAAAACUACUAUAAUGUUACAUUACACUCAACUUUAUUUUUACCACUAAGUAUAACUUAUAAUGAACUUUGUGUUAAAUGUUCAAGUAUUUCUGUUUCAUCAAACAAUUAUAUCCACAUUCCACAUAGUAAAUAUUAAUCAAAGAAAAACUAAGUACGUAAAAAAAAAACUAGAAAAUGUAAAAUACCUAUAAAUAGCCUAAAAAUAUUUUGAGAAUGUUUUUAAAAUUUCACCACGUUUAAAAAAAGGCAAAUAUACGUUUGCUGUCUAAAUUCUACGAAUAUUUAUAAAUUAAUUACAACAAAAAACAAAACUGUAAAUAAUAAAACCAAUAUUUUCGUAAACUUUCCAAUUCUUUCUAAGUUUUUUCCCGGUUUUGCUCAAUUAUUAAGAAAACCACACCACUGAAAAUUAAAAAACGACACUCUUGCUUAACAAUCGGAUCCCAAAUUUAACAACAAGGUUUCUUGUCGUUUUUAUAUUGGAGCAAUGUUUCUAAUAGAAAAAAUAAUUUGUAUAAAUUUAAAAUAGUGAAAUCGGUAACGCAGCGUAAAAUAAUAUUUACGCGCCGUAAAUAAUUACCCUUCUCUCCCAUAUGUUUCCUGUUUUUACCAAUUAUUUUGAAAACCCCUUAAACAAUCAAAAAAUGAUCUACAUUUCAUCAACAAAAUCUAAAAUUUAAUAGAAAAGGUCUCUUGUCAUUUUUUUGAUUGAAUCAAUGUUUUUGGUAGAAUAGCUACUCACAGACACAAAAAAAAAAAAACAUAUCAUAUAUAGUAAAUUCAAUAGAUCCUUCAGUAUCUAUAACACGAUUAAAAUACUGUAAACCUUACCAACAGUUUACCUCUUCCACUCACAAUAAUAUUUUUGAUUGCAAUAUUUUAUCACUGUUUUCAGUGUAUAUUAUUUAAACUAAAUUACCAGGUAAAUACCUUCUAAACUUGUCCACCCGGCGACUUUUUAAUUUUGUUUUUACUUUAGUAUUAUGCCUAUCUAUAGUAAUUUUCGCACAGCUAUUGCUUGUCAGUUGAUAUAAUAAAGUUUAUAACCUAAAACGCGUAAUCAAUUUUAUUAUGAUCAUUUCACUAUUAUAAUAUAUAUAUAUAUAUAUAUAUAUCAAUUAUAUUAAAAUCGAAGCUACGCGGAAUGGCCGAAUACCUAUACUAAAACUAUAAAAAAUUUAUUUGUCCCUGCCCAUCGUGUAUAUUGGUACUAUUCGUAUUAUCGUUUUACAGUCGACCAAUUACAGAAGUCCACCAGUCCGCGUGCCUUUUAAUAUAAUUGCGUAUUGCGUAGGGUUGUAUGUUGUAGCUUGUAAAUAUUAUAUUAUAUUAUACAAUUUACAAUAAACACAAAGUAGGUAUAUUAUGUGUACAUCACAUAUACUCGUAAAUAUACAAUAAACAAGGCACGUGCAUCUAAAUAAUUGCAAUGAAGGUAUCGCCGCGGUUUAAUAAAAAAUAUACAUAGUUUACAUGUACAUAUAUAAAUAAUAAACGUACGCAAUUACGGUAUAAUUAUAAUUCUAUAGCGUAUAGGAGCCUAUAGCCCGUCAUCGCUAUAUUACUAUUAUACGAGAUAAAACCGGUCGAUUAUAAUAUAAAUAUAUGCCGUUGCGCGGUCCAUCCCGAUAGGUGCGGUAAUCUUAUUAUUUUCGUCCUGUUGCGGUCGUGUGCAUAAAAAUCAAUUACGCGCGUGUACAGUGCAGUUCCGUAAUCGUUUGUAUACGAACGUAUACGCGCAUACGAAUUGUACACACAUCUCGAGGCGGCGAAUUGAUAUGAUAAAUACCGGGAGCCGGGAUCGGGAGUCGGUACAUCUGUCGCUUAUUGUCGGUCUGCAUAGGUGUUAAUGGGCGGUAGUUUUUACGAAAUUACAGAGACGCGUCGUCGUCGUUUUCGGAUCCGCCUCGUAGCACCAGGGGGUCUUCCGAUCCACCCGACUGAUACGCGUAGUUACACCUAUAUAUACAUUAUAAUUAUACCUGUAAAAUAUUAUUAUUAUUACACUGCACUACGCCGCUCUGGGUGCACGCUACAAUUUUAUAUCGAAACAUAAUAUUCGUUUAUUUUUUUAUUUUUUUUUUUUUUUCAUGAUUUGCUGUCCGCAGUAUUAUACGUAUAAUAUAUCGGUUCGGGAAUAUAAUGACGACGAUAUAAGUGUCGUAAUUGUCGUUAUUUUAUUUUUAUUUUUUUUUUCACACACGAACAUCUCGCCCGCAAAAUAUUAUAGUCUCGUCAUGCCAUGUCGUGACGGGGAUGAGGAUAUUUUGUAUCGGGCGAGUAUAUACAUUUAUUUUUCGAUUGCUGUAGAAUGAAUUUAACAUCUCGUAUACGAUUUUUUAUCAAAAUUUUACCCGUUUCGAAGAUAUCGAACGAAGUCGUGGUUUUUUUCUCAAACAUCGCGAAGUUAUUUAUACAACAAUCCACGGCGAUCAAAACACUUUCGCUUUUCUAUGAACAUUUUUUUUUUAAAUUUUGUGUCUUUUUUCUAGUAGAUGUAAUUUAAAAUCCGUUUACAAUUAAUAAUUAAUAAUUGGUUUUAUAAUAAGGUAAUGUAGUUAACAUAUAAAUAGGUAUUUACUACGCGUAAACCCCCAAACUAGCGUCCCGUGCUCCUUCAAGAAACGUACAGUCGAGGGACAGUGAGAAAAACUAUUGUGAGCAGUGUAGAGUGGUUCAUUAAUGACCACUUAAUUCGAACACACAAUAAUGUGAGGCUAUAGAAAGAUUCCAAAACCGUUUCCUAAAUUACGCUACAUUUAAAUUAAUAUUUGCACUGGAGUCCCACAUUUACAAACCUAUUCGCGUUCAAUUGGAUCUCCCCACUUUGGCUUUUAGACUUAAUGCAACAGAUAUGCUAUUUGUUUCCAACCUCAACAAAUUUAUUAUUAUUAUUAUUAUUAUUAUUAUUAUUAUUAUAUAACUCGUGGACGUAAUCUCGAUUCUUACACGUGUUUACAGGUCAAGCCGGUGUUAACCAAUUGGGCGGUGUGUUUGUCAACGGCCGCCCGUUGCCUGACUACGUCAGAAGACGUAUAGUACAGCUAGCCCUUUUGGGUGUUCGGCCCUGUGACAUAUCUCGACAGCUUUUGGUUUCACACGGAUGCGUGUCGAAAAUUCUGACCAGAUUUUACGAAACUGGCUCCAUACGACCGGGUUCCAUCGGCGGCGCCGGAUUGCACAAAAAUAAAGUGAAUAAUUAUUAUUGUAAUAUCGCAGUGUAUCUAUAUUAUCGUUUGAAAACGUCGUAGAAUUCAGUUCCUACAGUUGUAUGCGCAACACAAAAAUAAAAUCAUGCUUAUUCGACUUUUGUAAUAUAGUUUUUAUACACUCAAGAAAUUGUGUGAAUAAUAAUGAAAAUUACCACCACCAAUACAAAUAAUCUUUACCAUCACCUAUUGACUACAGUAUACCAUUUUUCAAAAAUCAUUCAAUAAGAAUUAAUAAUUUACAAAAAAAAACUAACAAUCGAUAAUAUAUUUAUAUUUAUUUUUGUACUUAUUUAUUAUAUUUUUUUAUAAAAUGUUUCGUAAAAUUAUCAUAAAAUACUUGUAAACGCUAAUAUGUAUUUAAAUUUUGGUUAAAUUGCUUAUACAUUAUUGCAUAAGGAAAAAGUACAAUACAGACAUGAUAAUUAUUCAGUAUUAAGUACUAUGAAUGAAUUGUUUUUGAAAAUUGUUAUGAUAUUUUCAAUAGUCUUAAUAUAAAUAAAUAUUAAGAGUACGCUUAAAGAACAAAGUUUAGUAUAGGAACUUCGUUCCCUUUCAAAUUCGAGCACUGCAAAUACAUAUAAUACAAUCAUAAUAUCAACUAUUUUCUCACGAUGCGCGACGGGUCAUACAAUACACACCCAUUCUUGGAUUCGUGCACCCAUUUCUAAAACUCAUCAACCCACCCCAAAGUAUAUGUAGAAAUCAUCUAAAAAAUAAAUAUACUCAAAACAACACUAUUAACACAAUUUUUAUUGGUAAUACAAAAAUAAUAAACUAUUAAACUUCCGUCUGUAUACUUUAUAAUAAAGUGAGUAUAAAAAUAAUUUAUAAUGAUUUCAAUAUACUAGCUAACAAUAUUUCUGUAGUUCUAUAACUAUAAAAACGAAGAAGAGGAGGGAAAUUAUGCGAUUUUAGGGGUUGCUGAUCUUAUAAAUAUGAAUAUUUUUAAAAAGUUUCUAUACGAAAUAUUAGAAAAAAUAGGCACUGUCGCAGUAGUUAUUAUAACCUAAUACAUCUUAGGUACAUACGUUAUACUUCCCGGAAAUAUUAUUCAAUUGACCGUUAAGUUUUUGAUUUUGUAAAUUGAAAAGUCAUUUACGUUUUAGCCAUAUGACUAUAUAGAUGAAACUUGAAAAGAUAAUUUUUUGUAUUUAUUUGUAUUAAUUAUCAAUGGUUUUAUUUCAGACUACCAAUGGUAAUUUCACAAAGAAAAGUACCAGAUGCAAGCAAGAUAUAUCAAAUCGAAUUACCGGAUCUGUCAUAGUACCUCCUCCAAUACGCAACGUCCCGUGGAUACAUCCCUUAGGUAAAUAUUAUAUUAUCUACCUACAUUUAAUUAAUAGUAUGAUGAUACUGUAUUAUGUAGUACAGUAAUAUAACACCUCUUCGUAAACAAAUAGAACAAACAUUUUGUCUGUAAACAAAUUGUCAACCAUAGAACUUGGACAGUUGGAUUUAGGAUCUAAUUGGUGAAUCGAAAUUUAUUGAUUUUCAAAACAGUUUUCAUAAUAAUUCGGAAAAACCAGAAAAAAAGUGUAUAGAAAAACCGGAUAAAUAUUUUAUAAGGUAUUAACGAUUUCAUUAUUUUAAUUCGGUUCGAUUUUUUUUCUUUACUAGAAAUCUUGCGCUGAAGUUUAAGUAAAGCAUUUUUUCUAACAGAAAAUUUUGUCUAAUUGAUGUAUAUACAAGUCACCUUUUGAUUUUCUAUGUAAUUUUUUUUUUGGUUAAAAAUAACCAUAGAUACCUGGAAUUUUCACAGAAUACUUCUAUACUGUACUAGCCUUUUUUAGACGUGGCAAUCUUUGAGUUACCUAUUAAUAGGCAUUAAACAUUUUCAAGUUUUUUUUAGUUUUUAUUUGUCUUAACAUGUAGAUAAAACUGUUUGACCGAACAGAAACGCUUGAAAAUUAAAUACGAGUUUUAUUAUAAGUUGAAUUUACUGGUAAAUAUAUGGUAAUGUACAGUUAUUAGAUACUAAGCGAAGCGAGGAAUGUAUUGGUCUUACAGUGAUGAUGUUUAUGUAUUUAUUUUUCUGUAGACAACACUACACAAGUAAAGCACUUUUUCUGAAGGGAUAUCUGACUGGGGUGGUACUUUAAAGAGAUCAUUUUUUGAUUUUUUCAGUAAUUAAGAAAAACCAGGAAAUAAGGGAAAAUUUAAGAAAUGUAUUAGUAAAUAUUACGUCCUGUUUUUACUGUAGACAACUUUUUUAUCAGAAAUAUUAUUUCGAUUUUCAAAAUGUAGCACUUUUUCUGAAAGAAAAUCUGACUGGAGUGGUACAUUAUCGAGGUCGUUUUCUCAGGUUUUUUCAUAAUAAAUGGGAAAAAACGGGAAAAUUUUCAAAAUGUAUUAUUUAAAUUCAUUUUAAAAUCGUAAAUAUUACGGCCAUUUAAAACAUAUAUAAUCGAACUCCGCUCAGAACCGUUUUUCGUUAGCAAAGAUUAAUCGUUGCGUACAGAUAUACUUUCAAUUUUCCUCUAUACCUAUGCUAUCGUCCGAAUUUCUCACUUAAAACAAGUGGCUCACCCACCGUACGAAGUGUAUUGAUGUAUCUUUUAGAUUCUAAGUGGUGUGAAGAAGCUUAUGGCUUUACAAUAAUGUUUAUUUUUUUUAUUCUGUGGACAACUUUUCUACCAGCAAUUUUCCUCCGAUUUUUAAUGAUAGCACUUUUUCUGAUAGGAAAUCGGACUGGGGAUUAAUUUAGGGAAGUCAUUUUUUGAUUUUCCCAAUAAAUAUUACGAACGAAAAUGAUUAAUGCGUAUGCAAUUAGUUUACCAUAAUAUUUCACAUAGACAAAGUAACACUAUUAACAGAACUCCGCUCAGAAUCUGAAUUUUUUUGUGAGCCGUGUUUUAUUGUUGCUUACAGAUGUACAUUCAAUUUUUCCUCUACUACCUUCCCAACUUCUCACCUACAGAAGUGGCUGCACCCGUCUCCAUUAUCCUAGGACGGCUUUUUUUUUAUAUACGUGUUUUAAGAAUCGUUUUUCCUUAACAAUGGUUUAAAUAACUUUAUUUUCAAACGUUUGUCCAACUUAUGAAAUGUAUAUAAUAUCAGUGUGCCAUUGUCUGUUCCGCAGACUUGUACUACGAACGGAUCCACCAGCAGCAGCAGCAGCAACAGCAGCAGCAGCAGCAUCGGAACAGUAACGGACCGAUGAACGUCGCGGGCGUGCCGUCGACCGGACAGUGCGCGCCGUUGGACGGCGUGAAUAAAAAUAAGCUGCGCACGCCGUACACGAUCGAAGAGAUACUGAAACCCAAGGCACCACGGCCGCGGACACCGUCCCCGUGCGGCCUGCUCGUGGACGGCGUGUGCACGUGCGGCCUGACCGGCAACAUGGUGUCCGCGGCGUUCUACGUGGACGUGCAACAGCAGUUCAUGUGCAGUCAGCAGCACCACUAUUGA
This is a messenger RNA of Cinara cedri, 12842 nucleotides long. The record is from the annotation of a GenBank genome assembly. Lineage: Eukaryota; Metazoa; Arthropoda; Insecta; Hemiptera; Aphididae.